Molecule: messenger RNA, 1707 nt
Organism: Thlaspi arvense
Lineage: Eukaryota; Viridiplantae; Streptophyta; Magnoliopsida; Brassicales; Brassicaceae
Source: the annotation of a GenBank genome assembly
AUGGACUCUACCUCAUCCAAGAUUCAGCAGCUUCAGAAGGCGUUUGCUGAACUUGAAAGCCAGCGCGCCGUUACACUUAAUCUGAAGUGGAAGGAACUCGAGGAGCAUUUUCAUGGGCUUGAGAGGUCCUUGAAGAGAAGGUUUCACGAGCUUGAAGACCAAGAAAAAGAGUAUGAGACCAAAACAAGGAAAGCCCAAGAACUGUUGGAGAAAAAGAAGACAGCUGUCGAGGCCAAGGAGAAGGCAUCACUAGAAAGACUUCAGAAGAAGAGAGACUCGGCUAUGUUUGCUAUAAACACUGCUUUGGAUAAGUACAACAACGUCCCCAUCGGUACCACCUCUGUUGGUGAACGUUGGGCACACAAUUCUUCUCUAGGGGAUUCACCCAAUGCCUUUGCUGCUGAUGGUAUUACCGAUGAUAAUCCGGAUGGUACUGUGCAAGAUGUUCAGAUCUCACCUGUGAUGGGGAAUUUUGAGGUGAAGGCUUAUCCACAGCUUCUGAAACUGUGCGGUGAUAUGGACUCAGCAGGGCUGCAUAAGUUCGUAUCAGAUAACCGCAAGAACCUUGCAUCACUGAAGGAGGAGAUUCCUAUGGCGCUCAAGGCUGCAGCAAACCCAGCCAGCUUAGUGUUGGACUCUUUGGAAGGGUUUUACCCCAUGGAGGGACCAACCGCUGAUGGAAAGAAAGACGCUAACCUCUUGGGCAUGCGCAGGACCUGCAUCAUGUUGAUGGAAUGCCUUAGCAUACUGUUAUCUACUCUGGACCCAAACUCCCUUGCUUCUGUUCUCUCAGAAAAUGUUAAGCAUAGAGCAAAAACUAUUGCUCAAGGAUGGAAUCCACUGCUGGAAACUCUAGACAUGGAUGCUUGCAAUGGUAACUCUUUGGAGGCACAUGCAUUCCUGCAACUGCUGGCCACCUUUGCUAUUGUUUCGGACUUUAAAGAGGAUGAACUCUUGAAGCUGAUCCCCAUGGUUUCACGUCGCCGUCAGGCAGCUGAGCUGUGCCGUUCUCUUGGACUAUCUGAAAAAAUGCCUGGUUUGUUCUCUAAUUUUAAGGAUAUGGCUGAUUAUCUUACAUCUUAUGACAUUUUGAUGGGAAGGUUGACAUUUGGUGUGAUUGAAGUUCUCAUGAACAGUGGAAAACAGAUUGAUGCGGUUAACUUGGCAUUUGCAUUUGAACUCACCGAACAGUUCCCACCUGUCUCGAUACUGAAAUCUUACUUGACAGAGGCAAGAAGAUCUUCCUCCCAAGGCAGUCCGGGCAAUGCAUCUCCUGCUGAUGAGUUCAAUGAGCGGGAGCUUACAGGGCUUAAAUCUGUGAUAAAGUGCAUCGAAGAGCAUAACCUGGAAGAGCAGUAUCCAGCUGAGCCACUUCACAAGCGGAUUCUCCAGCUGGAGAAGGCCAAAGCAGAGAAAAAGAGAGCAACAGAACCCACAAAGCCUCAGCCAAAGCGACCACGUGGUGCUCAACAACCCCGAGUGACCGACAACAACAACAACAACAAGAUAGGAUAUGGUAGAGUCGUCCCUGAGAGGUAUCCACAGUAUGUGUAUGACAACAGACCAUUCCUUAGCGGUCCCAUCAUGGCAGCACAAGCUCCUCCGCCUCCUCCUCAGACUUACACUUUCAGUCCCGCCGCUGCUCACGGCAACUUCUACGGGAACUGCUAUCAGUACCAGGCUCCUCCUCCUCCUUACUUUCACUAG